AUGUUUAAGCUUCUGAUCAUCGGGAACAGCAGCGUGGGGAAGACGUCCUUCCUGUUCCGCUACGCCGACGACUCCUUCAGCAACUCCUUCGUCAGCACCGUGGGCAUCGACUUCAAAGUGAAGACCGUCUACCGCAACGACAAGAGGAUCAAGCUGCAGAUCUGGACCCCCAUCAGACCACCACAGACCACAUCAGACCCCCAUCAGACCACCAGAGACCACAUCAGACCACCAGAGACCCCAUAUGAACACCAGAGACCCCAUAUGACCAUCAGAGACCUCAUCAGACCACCAGAGACCCCAUGA
Menidia menidia (Atlantic silverside) is the source of this 306-nucleotide messenger RNA. Lineage: Eukaryota; Metazoa; Chordata; Actinopteri; Atheriniformes; Atherinopsidae. The record is from the annotation of a GenBank genome assembly.